AUGAUGAGGGAGGGUGAUGCAUGUGUUACGCUUCUAAGAAGCAAGCUCCAUGGUCUGGUCGAAAGGAAUCGCGCUCUCGAAGAGGAGAACAAGCAAUUGAGACACCAAGUGAGCCAAUUAAAAGGUCAGAUCUCCUCUCUCGAAGGCCAGGAUACUGAUAAGAGGAUGCUAUGGAAGAAGCUGGAGAAUUAUGCAACCAGCAUCAGCUACUCCAAGGAAAAGCAGUUUGUCCAGAGCAAUGAUGGUGCUAAGGAAGCUCUAGAUCUCAACAGCUCAUUGUAUCACAGUAGGCAGCAAUUCUCCAGGAGGAGCACAAAGGAGAUACAAAGGGUACCAGAGGUAGUCGAGUUGUACCGGUCGUUAGUGCGGCGUGAAGGCAAAAAUGAUGCAAAGUCUGGACCCGUAGGAAUUCCAGCAGCAACGAACAGCAGAGAGAUGAUUGGGGAGAUUGAGAACAGAUCAGCUUAUGUUUUAGCUAUUAAAUCAGACGUAGAAAAUCAAGGCAACUUUGUGAACUUCCUCGCAAGUGAAGUUCAAAAUGCAGCAUACAAAGAGAUAGCUGAUGUUGAAGAGUUUGUGAAGUGGCUUGAUGGGGAAUUGUCAUACCUUGUGGAUGAAAGAGCAGUGCUCAAACACUUCCCUAACUGGCCCGAGAAGAAAGCAGAUGCUAUGAGAGAAGCAGCAUUCAACUACCGAGAUCUGAAGAACCUAGAAUCAGAAGCAUCAUCCUUUCAUGAUGACAGGAGAGUGGCUACACCUAUGGCUCUCAAGCGCAUGCAAGCUCUGCAGGAUAAAAUUGAACAAGGUAUUCAUAACACUGAACGAGUAAGGGACAGUGCAAGCGGAAGAUAUAAGGAUCUUAAGAUACCAUGGGAAUGGAUGCUCGACUCUGGAGUCAUAAGCCAACUAAAGAAGGCUUCCUUGAAGCUUGCAAAAGAGUACAUGAACCGCAUCGUGAACACACUGAAGUCAGAUCCAUUUGCGAAUGACGAGGAGCUACUUCUGCAAGGUGUCCGCUUCGCCUUCCGCAUACAUCAGCUGCCGUUGGAGCGGGCGGCCACCGCCGUGUGGGAGUUCAGCUGCGUCGUGCCUUCGCAGCACGAAUCGCUGGAUUUCAAGUUUGUUUUGAAGCGAAAAGAUGAUAGUUCUCAAUACAUUAUUGAGGAGGGACCUAACCGACCACUGGGUUGCCAGAGCAAUGAAUUUGAAAUGAGGACUGCGGUGUUUAAACUCAAUGAAGGGAAGGAGGUACUUGAGUGCAAGGUUCAGGUUGAGACAGAAAUGUUAUCCCCAUUUGACCUGGCGACUAGUUGGAGGGCUCAUCAGGAGUAUUUUCAGCCUUCAAGGGUGCGAGGGACCCAUGAUGUCACUAUCAACCCUGGGUUAGAAGGCGGGGCCAAGAAUGGCUUCGCUUCUGGUUUGGAGCUUGAUUUAGAGAAGUAUGUAGUUCCAACACCAAACAUGGGCUCAAGUGUUGUUUAUGCAGCUAACUUGACUGAAAAUCCACGCUCAUUAUUGCAAACUGGGAAUUCCUCAAACAAUGAUACCACAAAGGACAUUUUGCACAGCUCAACUAAAGGCGAUUCAUCCUCGAAUCACUAUGUUAACACUAUGAAGAGUGCAAUUGGAGGGCAUGCGCCAUCACUGGAAGAACAAAGGGUAAUGUUUGUUGAUAGAGGUGUUGGCUCACCAAAAUUUGCAAGACCAACAAAGGAAACCUUUUCGAUGAGCAACUUUAAGUUGGAUUCUGAAUCAAAGGGUAUGCCAGCAGCAGAAGGGGCUGUUGCAGCAGCUGCAGUAGCUGAUCAGAUGUAUGGGCCAAAAGAGGACCACAAGUUGGCCAUUGUGUUGGUUGGGCAACCAGCUCGUGGUACCUUUACAGCAGCUAAACUUACAAGAUAUCUCAGAUGGUUAGGUCAUGAAACAAAACACUUCAAUGUUGGAAAGUACCGCCGGCUCAAACAUGGAACUAAUCAGACUGCUGAUUUCUUUUGUGGAGAUAACAGGGAGGGUGUGGAGGCACGUAACGAGGUGGCUGCAUUAGCAAUGGAAGAUAUGCUAUCUUGGAUGCAGGAAGGUGGUCAGGUUGGUAUUUUCGAUGCCACAAACAGCACAAGAAGACGGAGAAACAUGCUGAUGAAAGUGGCUGAAGGAAAAUGUAAGAUCAUCUUUUUGGAAACAUUAUGUAAUGACCAAGAUGUUCUUGAGAGAAAUAUACGAUUGAAAGUUCAACAAAGUCCCGAUUAUGCAGAGCAAACAGAUUUUGAAGCUGGUGUACAAGAUUUCAAAGAGCGAUUGACCUAUUAUGAAAAGGUCUAUGAACCGGUGGUAGAAGGUUCUUACAUAAAAAUGAUCGACAUGGUUAGUGGGAAGGGGGGCCAACUAAAGAUUAAUGACAUAAGUGGUUGCUUGCCUGGACGGAUUGUUUUCUUCUUGGUUAACUGUCAUCUGACGCCUCGUCCUAUCCUGCUAACAAGACAUGGCGAAAGUAUGGAUAAUGUCAGAGGAAGAAUCGGUGGAGACUCUUCUUUGAGUGAGGCCGGUGAGCUUUAUUCGAGGAAGCUUGCAAGCUUUGUGGAGAAGCGACUGAAGUCCGAGCAGACUGCCUCUAUAUGGACUAGCACACUCCAGAGAACAAUAUUAACAGCACAUCCGAUCAUUGGUUUUCCAAAGAUACAAUGGCGUGCUCUUGACGAGAUAAAUGCUGGGGUCUGUGAUGGGAUGACAUACGAUGAAAUAAAGAAAAGUAAACCUGAAGAAUAUGAAUCACGAAGAAAAUACAAGCUGAGGUAUCGUUAUCCGAGAGGAGAAUCCUACCUUGACGUCAUUCAAAGGUUGAUACCUCUGCAUACAAUAAUUGAGAUACAAAUGGGUGUUGCUGGUGUUCAAGAGAAACGGUACAAACUCAUGGAUGCAAUCCAUCCCACAGCGGGGUUGUAA
Miscanthus lutarioriparius is the source of this 2940-nucleotide messenger RNA. Lineage: Eukaryota; Viridiplantae; Streptophyta; Magnoliopsida; Poales; Poaceae. The record is from the annotation of a GenBank genome assembly.